This is a messenger RNA of Gossypium raimondii (Peruvian cotton), 1614 nucleotides long. RefSeq lists its product as uncharacterized. The transcript is spliced from 5 exons. NCBI's taxonomy places the organism in Eukaryota, Viridiplantae, Streptophyta, Magnoliopsida, Malvales, Malvaceae. The record is from RefSeq and is a predicted model, not a curated record. Bases 1 to 1614 code for a protein of 537 amino acids.
AUGGGUGAGCAGUAUCUUGAGGCUAGGACACGGGAGUUUAUAGAUCUUGUUCAGGGUACUCUAUCAGUGGACAAGUACAAGGCUGAGUUUGUUCGGUUGAACCAGUAUGCUCCUGAAUUGAAUACCGAGGUCUUCGACGAGAUAGUUAAGAAGGCUCAUGCAUUAGAGGAGACUUUGAGGGAGGAGCCCAAAGCUACUUCGUUUGGAGUUGUUAAGAGGUCAACUGCGGCUGCUAGUGGUUCUGGUCGUAAGGCUAAGAGAGAUUGUUUCAGUAGAUCUGGACGACGUGUUGCUGGUGGCCGUAGUCAGGAUAGGCGAGCUGCGAGGGUUGAGGUUGAUCCUAUCCAGGUUAGGGGUGUUAUAGAUCCUGUUGAUCAGGGGGCUAUUGCAUGGCCGAUAUGUGAGCAUUGUAGUCUACGUCAUUGUGGUGAGUGCUUGAGGAUGACACAUGCUUGUCUUGUCUAUGGCUCAAUAGAGCACUGUGUCAGUGACUGCCUAAGGAGAGCCAUUAUUGCUCGUGAUCAGCACGUUUCUGCUGUUGUUGUUGCACCUACUCCGGCUCGAUGGAGAGGUCGUGGUAAAGCUGAUGGUGAUAAAGGUGUUGGUCAGCGUGGUGCUGCUCGAGGUAUUGAUGGUGGUCCAGCCAAAGUUUAUGUAGUGAGGGAGCCCAAGAUUAGUGAGGCCACUGAUGUUAUCGUAGGUACUUUCAUGCUACAAUCUUUUCUUCUGCUAGCUUUAGUUGAUUCUGGUUCGAUGAGGUCAUUUAUCUUGAGAGACGUAGCUAAAGAGUUGGGGAUUACUGUAGAGACAUCUAGAUCUAGUGUUACGGUUAAGAGCCUUCUAGGUGAUAGUGUAGUGGUGGAUCGAGUUUAUCGUCGUUGUCCUCUGGUGGUUCAAGGACAAGUGUUCUCGAUUGAUCUUCUCGAGCUGCUAUUUUGGGGUUUCGAUAUCAUUCUGGGUAUGGAUUGGUUCUGUGAGCAUCAGGCUAAGGUGGAUUUCGAGGCGAAGUUAGUGACUCUGUGUGGUGCUGGCAGUUCAAAAGUUGUUGUUGAUGUGUUUCUUGAGGAGUUGCCGGGAUUACCACCAAAUGGAGAAGUUGAGUUCAGUAUUGAGCUCUAUCUCAGUAUUGUUCUGUUGCAAGAGUUGUUGGAUCGUGGGUUCAUUCGUCUGAGUGUGUCUCUGUGGGGAGCAUCGGUGUUGUUCAUGAAGAAAAAGGUUAGGACUUUAAGGCUAUGCAUUGAUUAUCGCCAACUGAAUAAGUCAACCAUCAAGAAUAAGUGUCUGCUACUGAAGAUUGAUGAUUUGUUUGACCAGUUUCAAGGAGCUUUAAUUUUCUCGAAGAUUGAUCUGAGGUCUGGGUAUUAUCAGUUAAAGGUUAAGGAUUCAGAUGUGGUGAAGACUACUGCUUUCAGGACUCGGUAUCAUUAUUACGAGUUUCUUUUCAUGCUAUUCGGGUUGAUGAAUACACAUGUCGCAUUUAUGGACAUGAUGAACCGAGUAUUCCAUUCCUACCUAGAUCAAUUCGUAGUGGUUUUCAUAGAUGAUAUAUUGGUGUAUUCUCGAUCAGAGGAUGAGCACGAUGAGCACUUGAGAGUGGUUCUGCAAGUUUUGUAG